CGUGUCCCGCCUCGGGCGGGACGGCGGCGCCCCAGCCCUGGUGUGCCUCGGGCUUUGCGAGGUAGGGUCUCGGGGAAAUAGCAGGGGCAGAGGUUUCGCCAGCCCAAAGCCCGGAGACACUUCAGGGUUGGUAGGCUGGGAGGAGGCCUCAGAGGACAAGACCCCACCCACCUCUGCAGAAAACCCAUUCCCGCCCCUCUUUGCCUCAGUUUCCCUCUAGGGGAAAGGAUGCACUUAAUCUCAACUGGGGAACUGGUGGUCGGCUCAGAAACAGUGUGCGGUGGGGGCGGGGGAAGUUGGCCUGAUUUCUCUGGCCUCACCCCCCAAGACAGCGUCCCUUCCGCCUGAGCUACGCUGGACGCUGGAGUGCGCGGGUCCGGGGGUCUGGGAAGGAGAACUGAGCGAGGCCCCAUAAAUACGAGAGAUUCCACCCAUCUUCGGGCCCUCGUGGCUGUCACCGCUCGCCUCCUCGCCGCAGCCUCCAUCCCUCGGACCCAGUAGCUCCGUCCUCUUCCCUCUCCCUUCUCACGGAGCUCCUCCCCCAUCCCGCCUAAGGACAGCUCCCCAGCAGUUCCUUGGCAACCCUGGUCCUGGGCUCUCAGCAUCCUCUCCCACCCUCCCCCAGACCGCCAGUCCGCCUCCCGGCAACCCUAAAAGGAGGGGGAGGGACCCGGUCGAGGGGGAGGCAGCGUCAAGGUCACCUUCCCGCUCCGAUGCCAGCAGGAUCGGGUGAUGUAUAUUUGGAGGAGAGGGACAGUGAGCUGCACGAGAGGAGGAGCUAACCCUGGCCUAUAAUCCCUGAGCUCCCUCCCCGCCCCGUCCCCUAGGAUCUUCGGUUAAUGGUCUUUGCACUGAUGCCCACCGCCCCGCCGGCCGGGAUGAGGAAGCUGAAAUCUCCUGGGGCGGUGCCCGCUCUGGCCACACCUUCUGCAGAGCCCCACCCCUCCCCCCCCCCCGCCAUUCCCUCGAGCGCCGGCUCUUCACCUCACCACUCGCCCUCUUCUUUCUGUCUUUGGCUUUUGAUCUCUGCCUUUCCCCAUUGUAUGUCAGUGGGGGUGGGGGGUGUUGUCUCUUACCCCUUUUCCCUUCUUUCCCCUGAGUUUUGGGUGAGGGCUGUGGAGAGCUGUGAUUUAUAGACAGGCUUUAAUGCAGCACUUCUGUGUGCUGGUGUGGGUCCAUAGAACCACCUCCAACACACACUGUGGCUGUGUGUGUGUGUGUGUGUGUGGUGUGUCUGAGUGUCUGUGUCUUUGUGCUGUGUGUCUAGCUCUGUGUGUCUCUGUGUGGUAUAUGUGUGCCUGUCUGUAUAUGUCUGUGGUGUUGUGUGUGUGUAUGUGCAUCUAUCCGUGUAUGUCUCUGGUGUGUGUGUGUGUUUCUCUGUGCUGUGUGUUUGUGUGCUGGUGAGUCUUUCUCCACAGGGAUUUGAGGAUCACAUCUGGAAGUGAGAGGGGACUAGAAAUUUGUCUUAUCCUUCAGUGGACCCAGGAUGCCAAGCUGCGAGCGUCCCUGUGGCUGCAGCCGAGGCCCCAACGUGGAAGAUGGCAAGUGGUAUGGGGUCCGCUCCUAUCUGCACCUCUUCUACGAGGACUGUGCAGGUACCCCCCUCAGCGAUGACCCUGAGGGGCCUCCUGUACUGUGCCGUCACCGACGUUGGCCCUCACUGUGCUGGAAGAUCAGCUUAUCCUCAGGUACCCUGCUUCUGCUACUGGGUUUGGCAGCCCUGACCACUGGCUAUGCAGUGCCCCCCAAGUUGGAGGGCAUCGGAGAGGGCGAGUUCCUGGUGUUGGAUCAGCGGGCAGCCGACUACAACAAGGCCCUGGGCACCUGCCGCCUGGCCGGCACAGUGCUCUGCGGGGCAGCCGGGAUCUUGCUGGCCAUCUGCAUGUUCUGGGCCACGACUGGCUGGCUGAGCCAGGACCCCAAGGCAGAACCCUUGGACACUGAAACCGAUGGCCACAUGGAGGUCUUCGGGGAUGAGCUGGAGCAGCAGUUGUCCCCCAUUUUCCAUGACACCAGUGGCCGGUCUUGGUUCUCACCACCCGCCAGCCACUUUGGGCAAUCCUCUGUGCAGACCAUCCAGCCCAAGAGGGACUUUUGAGCCACCCUCACGGCCAGAGGAGGAGCCAGGCCUGGGGUCUGGACCCUUCCUCCGCCCCACCGCAUCCCACCUUCCCAUUGUCUCCCUAACUUCUCCCUUUCAAUGGGGCCCCUUCCAUCUAAGCCCCCAGAAAGCCCAACUCCAGGUCAGAAAGUCUGGAGCUCACAUCUCUGUGUCCCCUUCCCAGGGGUAGGGCUCUAAGUCCUCCAAGAUGCCAGCCUUCCCCGAGUCACCCCAAAACUUCCCACCCAUUCCUCCUUUCCAAAGCCAUUCAGGGGCAGAAAACUCCCUCAACCUAUCCCCGCUCUUUCCUCUGUAUGACCUUGGGCAAGCCCCUUACCCUUUCAGACCAUCAGUUCCUGUCUCUGCACUAAUGAAGGGUUUGGACCAGAUUCUAGAGUUCCAUGACUUUCUUUUUCUCCCCAGGAUAUAAGUAUUACCUUCCAUAGGCAAAGAUAAGGGGAGGGGUACUGGGGUCAUUCUUAUCCACUGACCCCUCCCUCUGUCAGCUGCACCAGGAGGCCUCAGGAUGGGUCCAAGAUGCUCACUUGGACCAGGAUGGUGCAAAAACAUUUCCUCCUUACAGUAUGUUUUCUAUACAUCUUGGCAUCAGAGCCCCCAGUCCACCCCAUCCUGAACGAUUACUAACCCCAGUUUACAGAUGAGGUGGCGGAGGGAGGCUGACAGUCUGCAGGAACUCGGACCCACGUCUGUAGACUCCUGGAACAGAUCUUGUUCCACAGUGGGAGCAGGACCCCACACCUUCCUGGCUUCCAGGGGACCUGCAGGGGUGGCACAGGUUCGGCCCAGAGAGACUAGCUGAUGCCUAAUGGUCCCAGGUGGCUCAGAAGAUACUUUGGACAUGCAUUUAAAUGGUCUCUAAGAGCCAGGGGACAGGAGAACUGGGAUGUAUUUGCCCCUCCGAGUCCACUCGCCUAGAAACCAUCACCCACAGGUCCUGACCUCACCCUGUACAAAUGUGCCCUCCUGGAGGCACCAACCCCUCCAUCCUUCAGGCUCCCCAGCCAGAUGCAUCAUCUCUGUUCUCUACCACUAGGGGGAGCUCCAAGACAGCUGGAGAGAGAUGCCCAAGGUGCAUGCCUCUACCCUCCCCCUUUAGUCUCAAGGGGGUGGGGGUGGGGGUGGGGGCAGCCCUCCUGGGAGGGUCCUCAGUCCUCCUCCACAAAGCAGGCCCUACUGCCCCUCCCCAUUCUGCACCCUUCCACCGCCCUGCCCCCACCCCUUGCCUUUCAAUAAACAGCUGGGAUGGAUACUGACUUUGCUUCUCUUCUCCCUGACCACCAGGGCCUGGGGAGGGAAGAAAGAAACUGCUAUAAGCACCUACUGUGUGCUGGGCACUUAAAUCCAUUAUUUCUCGUUUGCGCCUCACGAUAAUCCUUUGAGAAAGUGGAUGAUUCUCUUCAUUUUACAGAUGAGAUGAGAAAUUUCUCAGCCAUCUUGACAAAUUUCUGUCUCCAUCCCUGAGAGGGAUGUGAGGAGGGGGUUCUGAGGGCCGGAGUUGGAGCCAAAGGUGGGAUCUUUUCCAGGAAGAUAAGAACAGUUAACCUCCACUAGCACUCACUGGGGGCCAGGCCUUUUUCUCAGGGCCUCACAGACAUGAGCUCGGUGAACCUUCACAACCACCUAGGUGGGGACUGUUAUUCCCAAAUCUCACUCCCAGGCUCCAGGCUUGGAUUUCCACCUGAAUUCACCUACGUGUUGAAUCUCAACUCAACUUUGCUGAACUGUUCUCCUUUCCACCCCUCCCCUUCCAGACCUGCCCCUCCUAUGCUGCCCACUCCUGAGAGAGUGGCAGCUCCGCCCAAAGCCUUGAAGUCAUCCUUGACUCCUCUCUUUCCUCACAGCCUGAAUCCAAGCCACCAGCCAGUCCUGUCAAUUCACCCUUGGAAAUGCACCCGGUACCUCAGUGCUUCUCGCCAUCCUCAAGGCCAGCUCCCUGGCUCUCAUCUGGAUUAUCGCACAAGCUUCUCCCCGGUCUCCCGGCACCUUGCUUCUGUGCGCACACAUGCACAUGCGCGCACACACACACACACACACACACACACACACAGACUCCAAUCUUUACAGAGCUGUCACACAGAUCCUGGAUGACAUAGGUUAGACAGUGUCCCCUCUCUGCUUGGAACCCUCCCGUGGUUCCCACCUUACCCAGAGUAAAAGCCAAAAUCCUCCCUGUGGCCUACAAGGCCUGACGUGAUCUGCUGACACCCUUCUCCCACUUUCUUCCCCUGUGGCCUCGGCUCCCACCACUCUCCCCGCUCCUGUCUCCUCUCCAGCCAGACUGGCCUCCUGGCUGUUCCUUCAGCAUCAAGCACAGCUCCUGCCUGAAGCCUUUGCCUAGCCGUUCCCUGCUGGUGUGUUCUUCCUGAGUUCAGCACCUGGUCAAUCCCCCCACUUCCUUCAAGUCUUUGUGCAAAUGUCACCUUCUCACUGGGGCCUUCCCUGAGCAGCCUAUUUUUUUGGGGGGCUGUGAGAUCUUAUUUCCCUGACCAGGGAUCGAACUUGGGCUCUCCACAGUGAGAGCAAGGAGUCCUAACCAGUGGACCACCAGGGAAUUCCUGCUGAGCAGCCUAUCUUAGAAGGUGACUGUGCCCCCAUUCCCUGUUCCCUGUGUACUUUGGGUUGGGUUUUUUUUAACUUUUUAUUUUAUAUUGGAGUACAGUUGAUUAACAAUGUUGUGUUAGUUUCAGAUGUACAACAAAGUGAUUCAGUUAUACAUAUACAUGUAUCUAUUCUUUUUCAAAUUCUUUUCCCAAUUAGGUUGUUACAGAAUAUUGAGCAGAGUUCCGUGUGCUAUACAGUAGGUCCUUGUUGGUUAUCCACUUUAAAUCUAGUAGUGUGUACAUGUCAAUCCCAAACUCCCUAACUCUCCCUCCCCCCCACCCUUCCCU
Molecule: messenger RNA, 5010 nt
Organism: Globicephala melas (long-finned pilot whale)
Lineage: Eukaryota; Metazoa; Chordata; Mammalia; Artiodactyla; Delphinidae
Gene: NRSN2
Product: neurensin 2
Biological process (GO): nervous system development
Cellular component (GO): neuronal cell body; transport vesicle; neuron projection
Source: RefSeq, a predicted model, not a curated record